AUUUCCACCUUUAAGGUUUACUUUUAGAUACUUUGUGCUCCUUAUAUAUGUUCUUGCGGAACAAAAAGACACUUUCACAGUCGCUCUCCUUCUCAACAUGUCGAAGCAAACAUACAGAGUGUGCUUGUGUUUCCGGCGACAGUUCAAACUCCGGGAGGGUGGACCUCCGGUAGACAUCAAGGAACUGUUCAGUCAUUAUUCUGAGAAUCGGGUGAUGACUCCGGAGCAUUUGCACCGGUUCAUGGUGGAGGUACAAGGAGAUGAUAAGGCGACUAAGGAGGAGGCGGAGGCUGCCGUGGAUGCCAUCAUCAAAGAGCUGAAACACCAUCCAAUCUUUCACCGGAGAGUUCUGAAUCUUGACGCCUUCUUCCGGUACCUUUUCAGUGACUUGAAUCCUCCUCUACCUUUUCCUCCCAAGGUGAUGAAUGACAUGGAGGCUCCAUUGUCGCAUUAUUUUGUAUACACAGGCCACAAUUCAUAUCUAACCGGGAACCAAAUAAGCAGCAAUUGUAGCGUUGUGCCGAUCAUUGAAGCCCUAAAAAGAGGUGUUCGUGUCAUUGAACUUGACAUGUGGCCCAAUUCCACUAAAGAUGAUAUCGACAUCGUCCAUGGAGGGACGCUAACAUCACCUGUCAAAUUAAAUCAAUGCUUGGAAGCCAUCAAGACAUAUGCAUUCGUGGCUUCCGAAUAUCCUCUCAUCCUCACUCUCGAAGAUCACCUUACUCCUCUUCUUCAAGCCAAAGUUGCGAAGAUGGUGAUUGAAACAUUCGGAGAUGUCCUAUAUUACUCAGGAUCCGACACUAUAACAGAAUAUCCAUCCCCGGAAUCCUUAAAAAAACGGAUCAUCGUCUCAACAAAACCACCAAAGGAGUAUCUCGACAAGACCAAUAGCAUGGAAAAAAAUGAUGAAGAGAGCUCAGUCAAGAUGAAAACCUCACCUGAUGAUGAUCCAUGGGGUGUAGAAAUAUGCAACCCUAUCGAAAAACACAAAUCCUUAAAUGAGGAUCAAGUUGACGAAAGUUUUCAAUACGAAGAGGAGACUGUAAAACAGAAUACAGAGCUGGAGUACAAGCAACUAAUAGCAAUCCAAGCAAGAAAACUUAAAGGAGGAGUCAAAGAUUGGCUACAUGAUGAUCCUACAGCAGUUAUGCGGAUUAGCCUGAGAGAAACACGUCUUGAAAAGGCCGUUGAGAAUCAUGCGACAGAUGUCAUAAGGUUUACUCAGAGGAACUUGUUGAGGGUGUUUCCGAAAGGAUCACGAGUUGACUCAUCAAACUACAAUCCAUUGGUUGGUUGGUGUCAUGGAGCUCAAAUGGUUGCAUUCAACAUGCAGACCCAUGGAAGGUUUCUGUGGUUAAUGCAAGGAAUGUUCAGAGCCAAUGGAGGUUGUGGGUAUGUGAAAAAACCAGAUUUAUUGCUUAAAAAUGGCCCCGAUGACAAGGUUUUCGAUCCUAAAAUUCCACUUCCUGUGAAAAAGACUCUCAAGGUGAAAGUCUAUAUGGGUGAUGGGUGGCAUUUGGAUUUCAAAAGAACACAUUUUGACAUAUAUUCGCCUCCAGAUUUCUAUGUCAAGGUUGGAAUUGCGGGAGUUGAAACGGAUUCAGUAAUGAAGAAAACCAAAAUCAUACAGGAUGAUUGGACACCAAAAUGGGAAGACGAAUUUCAGUUCCCAUUAACAGUUCCUGAGCUUGCAUUACUUCGUAUCGAGGUGCAUGAAUAUGACAAGACUGAAAAGGAUGACUUCGGUGGUCAAACUUGUCUUCCGGUGUUUGAAUUAAGGACAGGGAUUCGAGCAGUACCCCUUCAUGAUCACAAGGGUGAUAAAUACAACUCAGUGAAACUACUUAUGCGUUUUGAGUUUGUAUAAGUUAUAAUAAACUUUGAUUUGUUUUUUAUUGUACGGUUAAAUGUGUGUAUUUUUGAAUGUCCAACAAAGGAAAUAAAAAUGUUGGUAUCUGUUGUGGAUGACAUUCAAAA
Messenger RNA from Lactuca sativa (garden lettuce), 1977 nucleotides. RefSeq names its product phosphoinositide phospholipase C 2. Gene Ontology annotation, biological process: phosphatidylinositol-mediated signaling; lipid metabolic process; release of sequestered calcium ion into cytosol. Gene Ontology annotation, molecular function: phosphatidylinositol-4,5-bisphosphate phospholipase C activity. Gene Ontology annotation, cellular component: plasma membrane. Lineage: Eukaryota; Viridiplantae; Streptophyta; Magnoliopsida; Asterales; Asteraceae. The record is from RefSeq and is a predicted model, not a curated record.